Messenger RNA from Strongylus vulgaris, 837 nucleotides. The record is from the annotation of a GenBank genome assembly. NCBI's taxonomy places the organism in Eukaryota, Metazoa, Nematoda, Chromadorea, Rhabditida, Strongylidae.
AUGGAUACCGUUGCUGAAAUUUACGCAAAUUAUCGUCGAGAGUUGGAAGAGACGAUGGAUGGUUUGCGACAACGUGGACAAGCUUUUGGAGAAAGUGCACCGCAGAUGAUUGAAGAAACGAAGGGUCAGAUUGAACCGCAAACGCAGGAGCUCAUUGAAGCAAUGCAAGAUACGAGUGAUGUCUCUACACCUCAAAGGCGGGUUAUAGAGGUGUUCGCUUGGGGGUCGAUAAUGGUGUUGUUCGCCAAUAUAGGGCUCGGCUUCGGGUCAUACAUACUUGGCCCAAUUAUCUCCAUAUUUGUUGGCAAAUUUGGGGCUACUCUGGCUGCUUUCAUAGCUGUUCCGCUGUAUGCGCAUUAUGAAAUUAAGCACUUCACUGGUAGUGACGCUGGCAUUCGGUUCGAGUUACUUUCACUAGCAAUACUGCAAGGAGUGCUGACGGGGUUUGUUAUCGACAGCUUGUAUUUGAGCGCUACACCAUUCGCCGUACUCACACCAGCUAUUGUUACAGUAGCGUUUGCGGCAAUUUCUAGUACUGCUAAUGGAAAUCGUGUUACAUUGUUGGGCGGCUCUAUUGGGGCGGCGGUUGGAGUCAACUUUCUACUUGGGUUGAUAACUGGAAGUCUAACGUUUGUGUACUUCCUUCUGACGCUCACUUACGCUGGCCUUGCUGCAAUGACAAUGCAGCUUGUCUUCAAAAAAAUUAAAGGCGAUGCGCAAGGUCAUGCGUACCAGAACAUACUAUCGUGCAGUUUUAUAGUUGCAAAAGGAAUGUUCUACAUAUUGUUCGGCUCGUACAAUCAAGACGCGCAAGGUCAUGCGUACCAGAACAUACUA